Messenger RNA from Hydatigera taeniaeformis, 240 nucleotides. The record is from the annotation of a GenBank genome assembly. Lineage: Eukaryota; Metazoa; Platyhelminthes; Cestoda; Cyclophyllidea; Taeniidae.
GGAUCUAGCUCAGGAGCUGCAGCUAGAGGAAGUGCUGGCGUUCGCCAAAGAAGGUCGACUGCAACGCCUGCAAGGCGUCCCCUCGCUACCACUGCUCCGAAGAGCCCGGUCUUUCUGUUUUACUCAGAGGACUCUCCCGGCAUUAAAAUUGGACCAGUUCCUGUCUUAGUCAUGUGUCUCUGUUUCAUUGUAUCCGUCUUUCUGCUCCACUUCUGGGGGAAAUAUACUCGUAGCGCGUAA